Messenger RNA from Oldenlandia corymbosa var. corymbosa, 1914 nucleotides. Lineage: Eukaryota; Viridiplantae; Streptophyta; Magnoliopsida; Gentianales; Rubiaceae. The record is from the annotation of a GenBank genome assembly.
AUGAUUAUCAAUCUUCUGGGUUGCGGAGCUACUUCCAUGACACUCCAAACCUGCGUUUCAUCUUCAUCAUUCUCACAUUUCCCAGUACCGACUAGUUGUUGUGAUUCUUCCACUCUCCAGAGAAAUAAUCCCUUUUGCAUAAGUAAUUUUUAUCAGUUUGUUCACCAGAAUAAGAAUUUGGGAUCAUGCAGCAACAAUUCCUUCUUGAAUUCAGUUUCACGGAAUUUCAAAUGCCCACCUCUUCAUUGCAGAGCUUCUGCUGCCCAGGUUGAAUCUGCACAAUUGGCGGGCUCGUCGAGUAACGUGGGGCUUGAAAAUAUUACCUGGCCUUCUCCCAAUGAUAAAAUCCCGUUUUGGAGAAGGCCAUUUCCAUCAUGGGACAUUGCGUCAGAUGGUUCUACUAAUGCUGAGAAGGACGCUGACGUUCUUCACAUUGUUCAUGCGACAGCUGAAAUGGCCCCAAUUGCAAAAGUUGGAGGUCUUGGCGAUGUUGUCACCGGCCUUGCUCGUGCGUGCUUGGCACGUGGUCAUAAAGUGGAUGUCAUGCUUCCUUUUUAUGAGUGUAUUCAGAGGCAUGAUAUCAAUGAUUUAGAGUUGAUCAGCACUUAUGAUUCAUAUUUCAAUGGAGACUGGAUACGGACUAAUGCAUACAAAGGAGUAGUUUCAGGCAUCCCAGUGAUUUUAAUUGAGCCAUCAAAUAACUUCUUCAAGGGACAGAGUGUAUAUGGUGGCUCUUACAAUGAGCUUGAGGCAUAUUUAUUCUUCAGCCGCGCGUGUCUUGAAUGGAUGCAGGUAACUGGAACUCAACCUGACAUUAUUCACGUCCAUGAAUGGCAGAUUGGUUCUUUACCUCUUCUUUACUGGGAUAUGUACCAUCAACUCUCGCUCCAGAAACCGAGAAUAGUUUUGACAAUUCAUAACAUGGAGCACUAUGGAGAAUGCAGCCAAGAGCAACUAAGCAAGUGCGGUCUUGAUGGAUCUGUUUAUGCAACUGAAGACAAGGCUGUUGAUGAUCGUACGAUUGGGCAUAAUCCUGAGAGACUAAGCUUGUUGAAAGGAGGCAUUGUCUAUAGUAAUGCAGUCGUUACAGUCUCUCCAACAUACUUAAAGGAAACAAUAUGUUCUGGAUGGCUUGCGAGUACCUUAAUACGGAACCGUGAAAAGUACUCUGGCAUUUUAAAUGGCAUAGACACUGCAAUGUGGAACCCUGCUGCUGAUGUUUUUUUGCCCGCUAAAUUUGAUGCUGAUAAAAUAGAAGGGAAGAGGAUAUGUAAACAAUUUGUGCAAAGAGGACUUGGAUUGGGUCUAGAAGGGACUGAUUUUGGUCAUGGCCAAGUGCCUUUGGUUAUUUGUAUUACUCGAUUGGUGGCUCAAAAGGGCCUUCACUUAAUUACACAUGCCAUCCAGCAGGUUGAAAAACUUGGUGGACAGAUGAUUGUACUUGGAAGAGCCCCAGAUGGUAGGGUAGAAAGAGAGUUUGAAGGUCUUGCAAAUGUGCACAACAAAGGUUCUAGCAUUAGGAUUCUUUUGAUGUACAGUGAGGAGCUGUCACACAUGCUAUAUGCUGCUGCAGACAUGGUGUUGGUCCCUUCAAUGUAUGAACCGUGUGGAUUGGCUCAGAUGAUUGGAAUGCGCUAUGGAGCGGUACCUGUAGUCAGGAAAACUGGCGGUCUUGCAGAUACAGUCUUCGACAUAGAUGAUAAAUCGCAGCCUGAGAUGGCAAACGGGUUUGUCUUUGAAGGAAUCGAUCAAGGGUCAUUGGACUCGGCUCUUAAUCGUGCAUUUUCUUACUACCGUGAAAAACAAGAUGAAUGGAAGGCUACUGUACAGAAGGUAAUGCGGGUGGAUAAUAGCUGGAAUAAGACAGCAGGGAAGUACAUUGACGUGUACAACUCGGUCCGAGUCAAAUGGUAG